Messenger RNA from Exophiala xenobiotica, 4326 nucleotides. RefSeq lists its product as hypothetical. The transcript is spliced from 3 exons. Bases 599 to 3943 code for a protein of 1114 amino acids. NCBI's taxonomy places the organism in Eukaryota, Fungi, Ascomycota, Eurotiomycetes, Chaetothyriales, Herpotrichiellaceae. The record is from RefSeq and is a predicted model, not a curated record.
UGAACCCGAACUUGUCUGAGGCCCGCGAAAUCCACCCAGAACUCGCACCGUCUCUUUACCAGAACCGAAGCCCGCAAAACAGUCUGUAAUAAGAGCAACAUCGUUACUGCUGCUGCUACGUUGCGGCCAGGGGCCACCAGGUUCAUAUUUUGUCUAACCUUUUAUUGCGCUGCAACCCCUUCUGGUCCUCACCUUUUGGGUCCCCGUCCUCGCGAGAAUCCACUGAAGAACAGGAGCGGGAAGCGUCUCCACGUGGCUAUCGACCUCCUUCGCACCUCAGAUUCCUUCUCUCAUCCCUCUGCUCUGAUGAUUUACGAGAUUGCCCGACAACGCUACUGCACCUAAUCCAGGAGCACUGCCUGUCCGGGCAUCUCUUCAUGACCAAACACGACCGAUCCUUCGCCAGCACCGAGGUGACCAAAGCGACCGCCGAAAACCUCUACGAGCUGGGACUCCUCAACCGUCCUGAUUUCAGGUCCUCGUCCAGCACGAAAAGUUCCAAGACGGCGCAGUGUAAGACCUUCCUGAACAAAGAUUUUGAUUCCUGCGCUUUAGAUUCAAGACUGUUUCGGCACGGACCAAGAUCACAUACUGACACAUGGUUUUACAUGUCGCAGACCAUCACCACCCGCGAGCCCGGUUUGACGGCUACCCUCCUCGCGCGGGCUCUUCAUUGAGCGGUGCGACUCUUAAUACGAACUUCAAGCAGUCCAGCAUCUCUUCCGGCACCUUGGGCAGACCACACACGCCCAACGAAAGUCGCCCUCGCACCAGAGAUCAACGACCUCCUGCUUCGCCGGCCACAAGUGUUCCCGGGGCCGGACAUCCCAUGGCCGGCAUGCUUGACUCCGACCGCGCACGCUCGAGACGAGAGAGGACGUUCGUUGGCGGGGAAUGUGCGGCUUGUGAGGAGUUGUUGGAACACACAUUGAGAGGAGAGAGGGUUCUGCAGUUUUCAUGCGGCCAUGUGGCUCAUGAGGCUUGUUUCUAUGAAUACAUCAAAGACUCGGACGCGCAAUACUGCCCGACAUGCGACGCUCCGCUGGGCUUGGAUUCCUUUCGUGGUGGCAGUAUACUGGAUCUGAGCAAGUUGAGCAACAUGGUCCGAGCUGUCGCACAAAAGGACUCAGGGUCGCCAAGAAGCUCUCAGAAUACUCCCAUGCCUUGGGACAGGCAAACAACCCAGGAAGACACAUUCAGCACUCGAGAAGUUCCCAACCGACAUAGCCGUGAAAAUUCGAAUCGAGAUAGUCGAGACAGCCAGAGAAUGCGGAUAGAGCGCUUGGGUAUUGGUCAGGCACAAGGACAGGCACAAGGACAGGCACAAGGACAAGCACACGCUCACGGACAAGGACAGGGACGCUCAACCAGCACUGCAGCUCCAAGCCACACACGCAACGACAGUGGCGGCAAUGCCUCGUCGACAGACUUCGCCAAUGAUCCUGUCACUCACUCGCGAAAGCAUGAUUACGACCUUCACGCCAUGGAAACCACCGUCUCAAAUUCGCAACUGAAAGACACGAAGCAGACGAUACCCUCCCCAAUCGUUACCGUCCGUAGCGAAUACCCUACCCUGACCAGAUCCCGACAACAGCAGAGUCUUACCUGCUUGGUGACAAUUGAGGUACCCGAGAUCAAAUGGCAAUCACAACUCGAUGAAGCACAGACACCUCCUGUCCCUCCCAUUCCGACAGACUCUGGAAUCAGCAUUCCUGGGAGACAAAAGUCGGAACCUCAACCGGGGCCUUUGGUCUACGAGUCUCCUGAAGUGCUAGACGAGAUCACCGAAGAACUCCGUAUCCGUGUAGACAAUUGGCACGGUCUGGAGUUUCAGCGAUUUGGAAAUUUGCGCCUGCACGGCGUGAUACGCGUCGGAAAAGAUCGACAUUCGUGGCAGGAGCUAGAAUGCUACCUGUUCGGAGAAAUGUUGAUUUGUGUCAAGGAGAAAAAGAACGCCCAUCCUCCGGUGAUCCUCGGAUCGGGUCAGAAGUUGACGCGUUGCACGCUGAAAGGUUCGAUCCUGAUCAAGAAGCACCUGAGGCAGGUGCAUGCUUCCUUGGAGGAGAACAUCCUCACUCUGAACUUGUCCGUCGCGGAGCUGCCGACUUUUCACCUCCUGUUCCAGGAGAGAGAGAAACUCGAACUGUGGCAACGAGCUCUUCGGGAUCUGCGAUCGUCGGACAGCUUCUCACAUUAUCAACCCGAUUACGAGCAGGAUACUUCCGGUACCGAUGAAGAAGAAUAUGGUCGACAAAAUCGAACCGUCCGACGCGUGCCAUCCGUCGCAUCGUCGUAUGGGGCGCCAAAGUCUGCAACGACUGCAGCCACCGAGUAUUCGAUGCACCGCCCAGUUGUCGAUCGAAAGAUCCCUCCUUCCCUACAUGUUCCCAUCGAUGUGGUGGUCGUGAUCCCUGUGUCUUCUUCGAUGCAAGGUUUGAAGAUAUCAUUACUGAAAGAUAGUUUGCGGUUUCUGGUCGCUAAUCUGGGCGAGCGAGAUCGAAUGGGCUUGGUGACGUUCGGAUCCAGUGGUGGAGGGGUGCCUGUGGUUGGAAUGACCACCAAGACCUGGCAAGGUUGGAACAAAGUCCUCAACUCAAUACGACCGGUGGGACAAAAGAGCCUGCGUGCAGACGUGGUCGAGGGUGCGAACGUGGCCAUGGACCUCUUGAUGCAGCGGAAGGCUGCGAACCCGAUCUCGACCAUACUCCUGAUCAGUGACUCUUCAAGCUCCGACAGCGACAGUGUCGAUUUCGUUGUUCAAAGAGCUGAAGCUGCCAAGGUCGGCAUCUACUCUUUUGGUCUCGGCCUCACCCACAAACCUGAAAGCAUGAUCGAGCUGUCAACUCGCACCAAAGCGUCAUACCUCUAUGUCAAGGACUGGAUGAUGCUGCGUGAGUGCGCUGCGGGUGUUCUAGGCGCUCUCCAGUCCAUGUCACAUCAGAACGUGAAGCUGAAGCUGAAAUUACCUGAAGGCUCGCCCGCCAAGUUUGUCAAGAUCCAAGGCGCCCUGCAAACCACCAAGAGAGCUACUGGAAGAGACGCCGAAGCUACGUUGGGAGAUCUUCACUUUGGAGACAAACGGGAUAUCCUGGUACAAUUGGCCAUUGACCCGGAUAUUUCGUCGCAGGAACCUGCACCCCAGGAUCCAUGGGAGUCAAUCGUGUCUGGCCUCGAAGCCUUGGGUGGGUCUCUCGACAAUGAAGACCAGCGUGUCCAAAGUGUCGAGGAGCUGCCACUUCUUCAAGCCGAUCUCUCCUAUGGUGACCUUCUCAGAGAGGGCUCUAUCAUGCAGCUACCUCGACCAUCCUUGUUGGCCAUCACCAUGCUGCCGGCCAAUCCGCGUUCUCGUUCGAGCGGCGGCCGACCGUCCUCACCCCCUAUUCCACCUCACCCGAUGAUUGUUCAGCGACGCAUGGAAUUGUUGACUUCCGAUAUGCUCAGUCGCGCGCUCACGCUGGUUUCUCGUGGACAACAUGAGCGCGCAGCUCACCUCUUGAACGAAACCAGAACCAUCCUGAAGGGCCUCGGCAAAGGAGGCCUCCCUCCUCUCCCCACUGGCGCCCCGGGCAACAAGAGGCAUACACCACCUGCCAAGAGUAGCAGCCCCAGGAGUGAAACACCCGAUCGCCAGCGCGAUCAAAGCCCUCACUCGGACGCCAGCACGCCCAUCCCGCGGACGACGGGCGUGGACCACGCGACUAUGAACGCUCUCGACGCCGACAUUGAAUCGAGCCUGGAAUGGAUCAACCACCCCGCAGUUUUCUCACGCGACUCUCGCAAAGCCGUGCUCCAGGCUAUCGGCGUCAUCUCCUCGCAACGAGCUUACACCUUCCGGUCGGCGUCCGAGUCCAUCUGGGCGGAGCGAGUGUCCGGGGUCAAACGACUGACUGACUACUCGCGAGAAUGGCGAGAGGUGGCCGACGAUGCGUUGACCGAGGAGUAAUGAAUCUUGACGAUACGAGUUUUAUGUUGUACAGACUUUGUUCCAUAUUCUGUGAGUUUUGAUGUCUAGUUAUUUGUUGUCACAGUCUCGAUGUUUAUGUCCGGCGUGGAACCUUUCAUGUGAAGAUUCGGGAGGCAUCGAGUCGCAACUAUGGAGAAAAAUUCCUGAGCGGCUUGUACCGCUUCGCUGCCCUUUGUUUUUUUCUUGGAGCAGAAUACCCCUUCUUGCUGUGGCGGAGAAGCAACUCCUUCUACGAUGGGUUGUUAUCGGUGGACCAGCAGAUCAGCGACUUAUUCAGAUAGACUACUAUAUAUGCUCGUGCAUAGUAUUGCGAUGGCCUGAAUAGAUGGCUUGAUAAUUCAUUUCAGAGGACUGUUGAGAAG